CUAUCCUUGGAUAUAAGUUAGCAAAAACCGUAGUGCCAUGGAUUUAUUGCAACUUUUUAGGACCAAUGCUGAAACCAAAAAUUAAUUUUAAAUCUAUGGGAAAAUGGGCCGUUGUCACCGGUGCUACCGAUGGUGUUGGCAAAGCAUACGCUAUGGCAUUAGCCAAAGAAGGAAUGGAUAUAGUACUUAUAAGCAGAACUAUGUCGAAGUUGGAGAGCGUUGCCAAAGAAAUAGAGACUGCAACAAAUGUUCAAACUAAAGUGAUACAAGCAGAUUUUACUGGAGGAUCAGAAAUAUUCGAUUCCAUUGAAAAGCAGUUACUCGGUUUAGAAAUCGGUGUUUUGAUAAACAAUGUUGGAAUGAGCUACCCAUAUCCUGAAUAUUUUCUGAAUAUUAAAGACGGAGGAAAAUUGUUUACGGAUAUUGUACACUGUAAUGUGCAUUCUGUGACUGGAAUGUGUCGGGUAGUAAUGCCCGCAAUGGUCGAGAGAAAGAAGGGAGUUGUUAUUAAUAUUUCGUCAACUGCUGCCUUAAUUCCCAGUCCGAUGUUGGCCGUUUAUGCUGCUUCUAAGGCGUUCAUUGAAAAAUUCUCGACUGACUUGGCCAGCGAAUACGCUUCUGACAAUAUCAUCAUCCAAAGUGUCGCACCAGGUUACGUGGCAACCAAUAUGAGCAAAAUCAAAAAAUCUGCCUGGAUGGCUCCAAGUCCGGCAACAUUUGUAGACAGCGCCUUGAAAACAGUUGGAGUCACCUCACACACAACUGGAUAUUACCCACAUGCAUUACUUGUGGCAACUGUGGCUAUGCUAAAAAGCAUAUGCACGCCGAUGGCAGUCAAAAUUAUCAUGGGGCAAAUGAGAAAUAUCAGGUCUAGAGCUCUCAAACGAGUCGAAGUAAAAUAGAUUUUAUAAAUAAUGUUAUUUAUCAUA
Molecule: messenger RNA, 929 nt
Organism: Ctenocephalides felis (cat flea)
Lineage: Eukaryota; Metazoa; Arthropoda; Insecta; Siphonaptera; Pulicidae
Product: very-long-chain 3-oxoacyl-CoA reductase-like
Exons: 6
Coding region: 66-902 (278 amino acids)
Cellular component (GO): endoplasmic reticulum
Molecular function (GO): oxidoreductase activity
Source: RefSeq, a predicted model, not a curated record